ACUGCGAAGUUAGAAGUCGAGAACAAAAAGCGGAAGGAAGGGAAGGAGCGCGCUCCCGGUGAGCUGCUGAAGAAGAAAGCGCCCAAACACGUUUAUUUCCCAUACAUUCCAUUCAGUUUAAGAAGCGAGCGCCACCAGCCGCGAGAGCGCUGCGGAUGAGGUAUUUGCAGAUGGAGUGGGGAGGUGAAUAUUCUUUUGAUUCUUCCAACUUGGAUUGUUUGUUAAAUAUACUUCCUGGAGAUCUGGAGUUUCAGCAGAUAUUUGGUGACAUUGAUGAGAAAAUAAAGAAAAAUGCUUCUAGCAUGCAACAGUGUCUUAAUGAGCUACAAUUAGAAAUAAAUGAAACUUGUUCUGAUGAGUUGCUACAGGACACAACUGACUGCCUUCACUGGUUAAAUAAUUGCCGUUUCAGCUCAAUAAAGCCAUUUUCAACACCUCAUGGAGAAUUGAUAAAGUUUCUCCAAACAUUGCAAAGCUUACUGAAGGAUGAACAAAACCAGGAAGAAACAGUUCUUCACUUUCUGCUUGAUCUCUCCAGUCAGUGUGGUGUCUUCUUUCCCUGUACUCCAAGUGGAACAUCCUUUGAGUUUACAUCCAGUACUUCCCUUCACGGUGUUGAAGACAAUUCAGCAGUGGAUGCUCAGUGUAUUUGGGAUGAUGUAAGAUUAUAUCUUCGGCGCUUCUUAGUAAACCAACUGCAAAAUCAUAAUGAAACAAAAACUGCUGCUUUUCAACAGCAGUUGCAGUCUAAAGCUCAGUGUCUACAACAGCUUUUAUUUCUUUACCCUGAGACAGAAGUUCUAGUGAAGUAUCAAAAACUGCAGAAUAAAUUGGUUAGUGAUCUUUUACAGAAAUGUGUUCUAGAAAGCAUUGGUGAAACAAACUUUGAAAAGAUGGUUCAUGGUUACAAAAAAUCAAUUCCUUCAUUGUGUGCAAUGAUAAAAGAAGAUUUGUACAUACUAAGUGGAAUUAUUGAUCCUUCAUCAACACUGAAGUUUAUUAAUGAAACUUAUUUGGAUACCAUCACAAAAGAAAUGACAAUUCUUCUUGAAACACUUUGUGAGCUUCAGUUUAAAGAAAAUACAUUACAUGGUGUUAAGGCAAACAAGACAUCAAAGAAGCACAGAGGAGUAGCUCAUGUUGGGGCAGCUAAGGAAUGUUAUAGAAAAGAGAGAAAUUACUGUUUAACACUACAUCAACUCAGAUGUCUUUCUGAACUUAUAAAGCUUUUUUUAUUGAUGGAAGAAAAGGUUGAAGAACUAUCUUCAGAAAUGCUGUUAUUGCCAUGUUUUUCUGAGAACAAAAAUGUUCAAGGAGUUCUGAAGAAAGCUAGUGGGGAGCUUUUAAUAGGGGAAAGUAGAGCAAAUGAAACCAGUGUGCUUCCUGAACAGUUACUUCAUGUAAAAGAGACUACCUUGCUAGAUUUUGGCUGGAGAAAAGCAUUUAAAGACCUGUCCUCUUCAGUAGCACACUGUAUAACAAUUGCAGUAGAAGAUGUUUCCAAUAAAAUUCUUCAACAUGAGCAGAAUGAGCAGACUUCAUCUACCUGUUAUGUGAUGCGCCUUGUAAAGGUACCACACAUGAAGGAGCCCUGGGAAAUAGUCGAUGAGGAAGAACAACCAAAACAAAUUUCAAAGUUUUGUUCUGAUAUCAUGGAGGAGCUUGACACAUUGCUUCCAUUGGCUCUGGCAUGCAAAGAUGAGUCUCUCCAGGAAAUUAGAGCAAACUUUGUAGAUGCCUGCUGCAAAGUAGCAACAGCUAUCCAGACAAGGUUGGAGGAGAGAAGUAAAGAUAUCCCUUCCAGAGCUCCAUUGCAGAACCUAUAUACUAUUCUCUCCACAGCAGUGCAUGUCUAUCAGCAUUUUAAGAUGUAUCAUAAUCUAAUGAAAGAGACCAGUACAAAGCCUUUGUUCCUAAUGCCUCUCCAGCAAUAUCAGGAAUUGAUCAGUGUUCUUCAGUUGCAAGUUACAAACUACUGCAUCAGAGUUUGUGCUACAAGCAUUUUACAGGAUGCUGACAGUCACUACUGGGAAGACUACAAAGCUUUUUAUGAGGGGGAAAGAUGCUCAUUCUCUAUCCAGAUGUGGCAUUAUUUCUGCUGUGCACUUCAUCAUGAUCUAUGGACUGUUCUACCCCCCAUCUUAGCCCAGGAGAUUCUAAAAGAAGUGCUGGAGGAAUCAUUGGCACUCUUGACUUGCAGAUAUUUUCAGGCCCAGCCCAGUUACAAGAGAACACCACAGAUAAGAACAGAUGUUACAGCAAUUCUGAUGUCCUGUGAAAACAUGCUGUGGUCAGUCUGUGGUUCUGUGCAAGAACUUUUGAGCCCUCAUAAAGACAGAAAUCAUCAUAUUUAUAAAGUACACGAAUAUUGCAAUAAUUUACUUGCAGCAGCUGUCAUUUUAACUGCACCACUGGAUAAUCUGUAUAAAACAUUCCAUAGUAGCUCUGGUGAUCACUUGCCUUCAGACGUUUUGGAGCCUACUGUUAAUCAGCCAUUACACUGGUUAUCUGGCAUUGCAGAAUUUUCUGCUUCUUUACUGAAGACUCCAUCACCCAGAGAAAUGGCAGCUCAGGGUCAACUCAAGCUGCUCUUAUCCCAACCAUAUUGUAAUUGGAACUUGCUUUUGGAAACAUUGCUACAUCAUGAUUGUCUCUUAGUGAAAAUUUUACUGAAGAGUUCCCAAUCUGAAUUGUCCAAAGGUAGAAAAAAAAGUAUUUGCCUGAACAUGAAAAGCAACAAAGAACCUAGUCUGACUGAAGCAAUCUUUACAGUGCUGUCUUAUUGUACUUUAUCACCCAAAUCACUUGGUGGUGUUCUUGAGAACUACAUGGAAAAAGAACAAGUGUGGGAUUGUUUAUACAAUAUAUCAGUUUUUAGUUGUGUUGAGUCAGAACCGGAGGUUAUCAGAUGCUUGAAGCUGAGUUUGGUAAACUCAGUUAAGGGUAUUGUGAAGCAGGUAAUUUCUUUGAUGCAUUCAUGGGAAGCAACAGAGAACUAUGGAACCUAUCAACACAAGCAAAUUGUUCCUGAAAGUUUGCUGAAGACUGUCCCAAAGGAAUGGAAUUACACACCUAGAGAAAUGAACAGAAAAGAAUCUGGGAAAUGCUUCACGAGGCUUGCUGCUCAGGCGGUAUCUAUUGUAAUCAACAAGUUACCUACAGUGAUUGCAUGUUUGCCUCCCCCAAUUAAGUAUUUCUUUCUUCUCUCUGAGAGAAAAAUGCCAAAAAACUUAAUUGAAUCAAAAAAAUCUGGGCUUCUUGUCUGGAUCUUGAUUGAAAUUAUGAGUCGGAUAUUUGAGGAUGGAAACACCACAGAACUUUUAACGGGUUCAACUCUUGACAGAUGGAGCAAAGAGAAACUCAGUUUGGUUUGUGUAUGUUUGGAAAAUAUUAUAGGAAAAAAGGAAAAUAACCCUAAACAAGUGACACACAAAAUUAUACAGAACAUUGAACAACAAAGGCCAAACUGGAUUGAAAACCAGUUACUAAAGGCAAGAAAGCUGAGCAUAGACUGUACUGUUACUGCAGCUGAAGAUAGCAGAAGCUUAGAAGAGGAAGCUAUUGAGCUUGAAUUGACUGAGCAGAAAAUAAACAUGAUGGUCCUGGAUAUCUGCCACAAACCAGGUGGCAGUGAAUACCUGAGGCAAAUUUAUCACAUCAUCCAGCUCAAUGAGGAAUAUUUGAAUGAACAGCUAUCUUAUGAAGAAUCUUCUGGAAAAAACAGUGCAAGCAUUAGAUCUUUAAAUGUGAAAUUGAGAAGCAAAGAACAGCAUCCUGGUUUUGAUCCUUUCCAUGUGCACUACUUGUAUUGCACUAAUGUGUUAGAAAAGUCUACCAUUACUGAGUGCAAAUGGGAUUGGUCAGAUUUGCUGCCACAUUGUUUGGGACUCAAUAAAAUGACCUUCAGGGCAUUACUGGCACACAGAUGGGAGAUGAAGGAGGAAGAAGAUCUAGAAGAGGAGAAAAAAGUGAUGUUGGAGCACUUAAAAAAACUUUAUCUCAUACCAAUCUCUCUUGCCUCAGAAGAUAAUAUAGAACAGAGAACUUGACAUGAAUACUACUUUCAUGAAAAAUUCUAAAAAUCAAAGAUUGGAGGACCCUCCAGAGCAGAUUAGGAGGACACAGGUGUGGAGGGAGGAAGGAAGGAGAAUUCCAUCAUGUUCACUGGCGCAAUGUUGGAUCUUUCACUCUGUAUUAUUUGUACAAAUUUUGGCUUGUUUGUUGGUAUUUCUUAGGAACUCCUAGGUAUUAUAUUUUGUUACUUUAUAUGUUGUUUAUUGGUAUAUAGAUUUACCAUGUCAAUAUCUAUGGACGACUUAAAUAAAAAUUCAAAAACUCUCUGUGUGCAAGGCGUAAUAGAAUACAUGGAAAUACCGUUUCACAUUUUAGUAGAAUAGAUGAACAGUCUUUAAAAUCCAUGUAAGAAUGGUUUCAAAAUCUGAAAUAUAUUUCAAACACAAUCUGGCAGCUUUGGCACCUGACUACUAAAUUGCCAUAUUAAGGCUGCAAUCCUAUUCACACAUAUCUGGGAGUAAGCCCCAUUAAACAUACCAGGUUUUACUUCUGAGUAAACAUGCACAGGAUUACACAUCUAGUAUGUCUACUGUUUGAACAUUCACAAGGCAACAUUUCAGUGAUCAAAACUUCUCUUUGUUUCUUCCAAGUUCACUCUUCUGAGGAAAUGAGAACUGGAUCUCCAAAACAGAGGGAGAGGGUUCAGGGACUUUCUUUUUUCCUUAGCUGCGUGCUGGCUGCAUGCAAUUAUUCUAGCCUCUUCUCUUGAAAUCCUAUAGUCUGAUUUGAUGCUUUUCUGCACAUAGCAGCAGCGGAUAAGAUGCCUGAUGAGUAGCUCUGCCUGACUUAACUAAAAUAAGAUUCUCCUUUAGGGCUGCCGUUUAAACAGCAAAAACAAAUCUUACAUGUAUAUAUGUCUCCCUUAUAUUUACUUUCACACACUGUACAUAUGAAGUGCGUAUUUCUACAAAGGGAAGUACCUAAGGAAUAUUGAAAGUAUCUAAUGCCAUGACUCACCUUUGAUUAUACUUAAAUCUUCAUUAUCUUUACAUCUUAUUAUUGCAGAACAUUCCUGUUUCUGUCCAAAUAUCUUAUUUGUGAAAACAAAACAAAACAAAGAAGGCUGGGAAGGGUGCAAUUUCCUCUUCUGCACUUCCCUCUUCCCCCCUCAUUCAUCUGUAUGAGUACAAAUAUUUACAAUGCUGGAUGAGGUGGAACCUUUGUUAUAUUCCAUACUAGAAUCCAGGGGCUGCAGGAAUGCCAGGGAGGGUUGCCUGUCACACACGGUUGCCUGUCACUACAUCUUGUUCAAGCAAAGAAGUGCAACCCUCGGUACAUUUAUUGUUCAUUUUGGUCUGUCAUCAGGAAGAUGUUUAAGGCCAUGUUUAGGCUUCAUGUUUUCAGUCACUACCCAUAUUUCCAAAUUAUAGUCAACAAAUAUUUGUUGUUGAAAUAUGCUCAAAUAUGCUCAAAAAUGGUUGUUAGCACAGUAUAUAGAUACAUUUUCAUUUUGUUCUUGUCUAUUAAUCUUUGAUUACUCAAAUUCAGCUGUGUGCCCCUCUUGUAUUUUCUUCCA
Rhineura floridana is the source of this 5590-nucleotide messenger RNA. Its product is annotated as KIAA0825 ortholog. The record is from RefSeq and is a predicted model, not a curated record. Lineage: Eukaryota; Metazoa; Chordata; Lepidosauria; Squamata; Rhineuridae. The transcript is spliced from 21 exons. Bases 156 to 4049 code for a protein of 1297 amino acids.